Molecule: messenger RNA, 6332 nt
Organism: Myripristis murdjan (pinecone soldierfish)
Lineage: Eukaryota; Metazoa; Chordata; Actinopteri; Holocentriformes; Holocentridae
Gene: otofa
Product: otoferlin a
Exons: 46
Coding region: 227-6328 (2033 amino acids)
Biological process (GO): plasma membrane organization; synaptic vesicle priming
Cellular component (GO): presynaptic active zone membrane; synaptic vesicle membrane
Molecular function (GO): AP-2 adaptor complex binding; calcium ion binding
Source: RefSeq, a predicted model, not a curated record
ACUGGAGCCUAUGAAUAAUUCACACAUCUUUUCUUCCAGUGAGACACAAAAAACAGGAGUACUGAUGCUGCUUAUAGAAUGGGAAAACCUUUUCUGUUUUCUUUGAUUUACCGAAUCAGGAUGCGAUGAGAGGCUUAUCUACAGAGCACUGAACACAGACGGCACCUAACCUGUUCAAGUUUGAUUUGUGUGGAGUAAAAAUCACUCCUCCUGCCAGCGGGUACUGAUGAUGGCUCUCGUGGUUCACCUGAAGACAGUCGCCUACCUUCGGGGGAAGGGAGACAGGAUCGCCAAAGUUACAUUCAGAGGUUUGUCCUUCUACAGCCGUAUUGCAGAGAACUGUGAGGAGGUAGCCAACUUUAAUGAGACAUUUCGAUGGCCCAUUGCCAGCAAGCUGGAUGGAAAUGAGAUGCUGGAGAUCCAAGUGUACAAUUACAGCAAGGUCUUCUCUAACAGGCUGGUGGGCACUUUCCGCAUGGUGCUGCAGAAGGUGGCUGAGGAGGGAAACCUGGAGCUGACGGAUACGCUCAUCGACGACAACAACACCUCCAUAAAGACCAGCGUUUCCAUAGAGAUCAAAUACCAGACGAUGGAUGGAACGAUGGGGGUGUGGAGUGACGGGGAGUUCCUGGAUGUGCCCGACGACCGCGACGGGACGUUUGCGUUCGAGACAGACAGCUUACUGUCGGGACAGAGCCACGGUUCGGGGACCUCGCCCGGACGAUCCUUACAUGGAUCCAUACCGACGUUCAGGAAAGCAGGGAAGGGAGUUUUCUCAGCCAUGAAGCUUGGCAAGAUCAAGAGCUCCAAAGACGAUCACAAGAAAGCAGAUGAGCCGGCGGUCCUGGACAUGGAGGACCUGGACAGGAAGGCGAUGCGGCUGGCUGGAUCUUUGGACCCGGACACCAUCUCACUGGCCUCUGUCACCGCGGUCACCACCAAUGUCUCCAAUAAGAGGUCAAAGCCAGAUAUCAAGAUGGAACCGAGUUCUGGAAGACCGGUGGAUUAUCAGAUUAGCAUCACGGUGAUCGAGGCCCGGCAGCUGGUAGGCCUCAACAUGGACCCCGUGGUGUGUGUGGAGAUUGGGGAUGACAAGAAGUACACAUCUAUGAAGGAGUCGACCAACUGCCCCUACUACAACGAGUAUUUUGUCUUUGACUUCCACGUCCCGCCCGAUGUCAUGUUUGACAAGAUUAUCAAGCUCUCGGUUAUUCACUCUAAGAACCUUCUUCGGAGUGGGACUUUGGUCGGGACGUUCAAACUGGAUGUUGGGACUGUUUACUCUCAGCCUGAGCACCAGUUCUACCACAAGUGGGCGAUCCUGUCUGACCCCGAUGACAUCACAGCGGGCUGCAAGGGGUAUAUCAAGUGUGACAUCGCUGUCGUCGGGAAGGGCGACAACAUCAAAACCCCGCACAAGGCCAACGAGACCGAUGAGGACGACAUAGAGGGGAACCUUCUGCUGCCUGAGGGCGUCCCCUCAGAGAGGCAGUGGGCCCGGUUCUACGUGAGGAUCUACCGCGCCGAGGGCCUCCCAAAGAUGAACACCAGCAUCAUGGCCAACGUGAAGAAGGCCUUCAUAGGAGAGAACAGAGACCUGGUUGACCCCUACGUCCAAGUACAGUUUGCAGGGCAGAAGGGGAAAACAUCGGUCCAGAAGAGCAGUUACGAGCCGAUCUGGAACGAGCAAAUCAUCUUCACCGAAAUGUUCCCUCCGCUCUGCAAACGCAUGAAGGUCCAGAUAAGAGACUCGGAUAAGGUCAAUGAUGUUGCCAUAGGAACCCACUUUAUUGACCUACGCAAGAUAUCUAAUGACGGUGACAAAGGGUUCCUGCCCACGCUGGGACCGGCCUGGGUCAACAUGUACGGCUCGACCCGCCAGUACACACUGAUGGACGAGCACCAGGACCUCAAUGAGGGACUCGGAGAGGGUGUGUCCUUCAGGGCCCGCCUCCUUAUCUCCGUCGCCGUGGAGAUCCUAGACACCAGCUCCAAUGAGAUCAUGAGCUCCACUGAGGUGCAAAUGGAGCCCGUCUCCAACAUCUCAGAGAGCGCCACAGGGAAAUCAGAGGAGUUUUUCCUGUUUGGCUCCUUCCUUGAAGCCACCAUGAUUGACAGGAAGAUUGGAGACAAAGCGAUCAACUUUGAGGUCACAAUAGGUAACUAUGGCAACCAGAUAGACGGCGUGAGCAAGCCUUCGUCGGCGAAGAAGAAGAAGAAAGACGGGGAGGGCGAGGAGGAAGAGUCUGAGCUCAUCCAGAACUCCAGCGAGGACGAGGCGGACGAGGACGGCGACCUGGUCUCGGUUUCCUCCACGCCGCUGAUGAAGCCAGUCAUCACCGACAGGAACUACUUCCAUCUGCCCUACUUUGAAAAGAAGCCGUGUAUCUACAUCAAGAGCUGGUGGCAGGACCAGAGGAGACGACUCUACAACUCCAACAUGAUGGACAAGAUCGCUGACAAGCUGGAAGAGGGUCUGAAUGAUGUUCAGGAGAUCAUUAAGACAGAAAAGGCCUUUCCCGAGCGCAGACUCAGGGGAGUGCUGGAGGAACUCAGCACUGGCUGCAGUCGUUUUGUGACUCUGGCUAACAAGGAUGUGAGCCAGGCAGGCCGAACCAAACUGGAUCGAGAAAGGCUCAAGUCCUGCAUGAGAGAGAUGGACAGCAUGGGCCAGCAGGCCAAGCAGAUUCGGAUGCAGGUGAAGAAGAACACGGUGAAAGACAAACUCAAGCUGGUGAACAACUUCCUGCAGAGGCUGCGAUUCCUCGCCGACGAGCCGCAGCACAGCAUCCCAGAUGUCUUCAUUUGGAUGAUGAGCAACGGCAAACGCAUCGCCUACGCCCGCAUUCCCUCCAAAGACAUCCUCUACUCCAUAGUGGACGAGGAGAUGGGCAAAGACUGUGGCAAAGUCAAAGCUGUCUUCCUCAGGCUGCCAGGUAAGAAGGGCUUUGGUCCUGCAGGCUGGACGGUGCAGGCCAAGCUGGAGAUGUAUCUGUGGCUCGGCCUCAACAAGCAAAGGAAGGACUUCCUCAGUGGUCUGCCGAACGGCUUUGAGGAAAUCAAAGCUGCUAGAUCUGGCCCUGGUCUGCAGUCUGUGCCCCCCCUAACCCUCGUCUACAACAUGAAGCAGGUAUUCCAGCUGAGAGCACACAUGUACCAGGCCCGCAGUCUCUUUGCUGCAGACAGCAGUGGGCUGUCAGAUCCCUUCGCUCGGGUCUUCUUCUCCACACACAGCCAGGUUACUGAGGUCCUGAGUGAGACCCUGUGCCCCACAUGGGACCAGCUGCUGGUAUUUGACGAUGUGGAGCUGUUUGGAGAGGCCAGCGAGCUGAGAGACGACCCGCCGAUCAUCGUGGUCGAAAUCUAUGACCAGGACACUGUGGGCAAGGCAGAGUUCAUAGGUCGGACGUUUGCAAAGCCCAUCACGAAGAUGUGUGACGAGCACUACGGCCCCCCGAGGUUCCCGCCACAGCUGGAGUACUACCAGAUCUACAGAGGCAACUCCACCGCUGGAGACCUGCUGGCUGCCUUUGAGCUGCUACAGAUUGGUCAAGCAGGGAGGGCCGACCUUCCUCCCAUCGAAGGACCGACAGACUCAGAGCGUGGACCCAUCCUCCCCGUGCCUUUAGGCAUCCGGCCUGUCCUGAGUCGCUACCGUAUAGAGGUCCUGUUCUGGGGCCUGAGGGACCUGAAGAGGAUUAACCUGGCCCAAGUGGAUCGGCCCCGCGUGGACAUCGAGUGUGCAGGCAGAGGGGUGCAAUCUGCCCUCAUCCAGAACUACAAGAAAAACCCCAACUUCAGCACUCUGGUCAAAUGGUUUGAGGUGGAUCUUCCAGAAAAUGAGCUCCUUCACCCUCCGCUCAACAUCCGAGUGGUAGACUGCAGGGCAUUCGGCCGCUACAUCCUGGUGGGCUCCCAUGCUGUUACCAGCCUGAGGCGUUUCAUCUACAGCCCCCCGAACAAGGCCUCCAAUAACUGGGCCACUGCAGCUAAGCUAAUGAAUGGCUACAUGGUCCUCACCAAUGGGGGCGCCCAGUCUCGCUCCUCACCCAGCCUUUACUCCCGCACCCCGUCUCGCACCCUCUCUCGCCCCGCAGGUGACAUCAUCGUCAACAUGGACGCUGAGCCUUCGGUUCGAAAGAUGGACACGGUGGUCAAGUUAGAAGCUACAUCUGAUGCGGUUGUAAAAGUUGACAUGAAUGAGGAAGAGAAUGACAAAGACAAAACGAAGAAGAAGAAGAAGAAAAAGAAGGGAGAGGUUGAGGAAGAGGAGGAGACAGAUGAGAGCAUGCUGGACUGGUGGUCCAAAUAUUUUGCCUCAAUCGAGACACUGAUGGAGACCCUGAAAGCCCAGGAGGCGGCCCAAGCAGAGGCGGAUGAAAGAGAAGAUCUGGAGAUAGCGGCAGAGGGAGCAGAUAUCAAACCUGAUGACCUUCCUGUGAAAGGCACCAAGACCAAGGAAAAGAGCAAGGACAAGAAGAGCUCCAAGGACAAGAAGAAAGGUCAGACCGGAGACGGGUCUGAGAAGCGACCAGUUAAACCAAAAGUGGACGAGCUGAUGGUGUACAACAAGGAGCUGGAGAGUGAGUACGGUAACUUUGAGGACUGGCUCCACACCUUCAACCUGUACAGAGGGAAAGCUGGGGAUGACGAUGAAACCGCCUUGGAUGAUGACAGAAUUGUUGGCAGAUUCAAGGGAUCCCUGUGCAUGUACAAGCUCCCGCUGUCGGAGGAGUUCACCAAGGAGGCGGGCUUUGAUCCUAAUAUGGGCAUGUUCCAGAGCAUUCCACACAACGACCCAAUCAACGUCCUCGUCCGUGUCUAUGUGGUCAGGGCGACAGAUCUCCACCCGGCUGAUAUCAACGGGAAGGCUGACCCUUACGUUGUCAUCAAACUGGGCAAGUCAGAGGUCAAAGACAAAGAGAACUACAUCUCCAAACAGCUCAAUCCCGUCUUUGGCAAGUCGUUUGACAUCGAGGCUACGUUCCCCAUGGAGUCCAUGCUGACGGUGUCGGUGUACGACUGGGACCUGGUCGGCACCGACGACCUGAUCGGAGAGACGAAGAUCGACCUGGAGAACCGCUUCUACAGCAAGCACAGAGCCACCUGUGGCAUCGCGUCCAACUACUCUGUCCAUGGAUACAACGUGUGGCGUGACCCCAUGAAGCCCGGCCAGAUCCUGGCUAAGCUGUGUAAGGAAGGGAAGGUAGACGGACCUCAUUACGGGCCGGGAGGCAAAGUCAAGGUGGCAAACCGCAUCUUCCUGGGAGCUACAGAGAUUGAAGAUGAAAAUGGUCUGAGGAAGCAGACAGAGGAGCAUUUGGCUCUGACGGUGUUGAAGCACUGGGAAGAGAUCCCCAGAGCGGGCUGCAGGCUCAUCCCUGAACAUGUGGAGACCAGGCCGCUGCUCAACCCUGACAAACCUGGCAUCGAACAGGGCCGCAUUGAGAUGUGGGUGGAUAUGUUUCCUAUGGACAUGCCUGCUCCUGGACCUGCCAUCGACAUAUCACCACGGAAACCAAAGAGAUAUGAGCUCAGGGUGAUUAUUUGGAAUACAGACGAAGUAAUACUGGAGGACGAUGAUUACUUCACUGGGGAAAAGUCCAGUGACAUAUUUGUCAGGGGGUGGUUGAAAGGGCAGCAGGAGGACAAGCAAGAUACAGACGUCCACUAUCACUCCCUGACUGGUGAGGGCAACUUCAACUGGCGUUUUGUCUUCCCCUUCGAUUACCUCAUGGCCGAGGAGAAGAUCGUCAUCUCCAAGAAGGAGUCCAUGUUCUCCUGGGACGAGACCGAGUACAAAAUUCCAGCUCGACUCACUCUGCAGGUGUGGGAUGCUGAUCACUUCUCUGCUGACGACUUCCUGGGAGCGAUCGAGCUUGACCUAAACCGGUUCCCUCGUGGCGCCAAGACAGCCAAGCAGUGCUCAAUCGACAUGAUCCGAAAUGAGCAGGAGCUGCCCACCAUUUCCAUCUUCAAACAAAAGAGAGUCAAGGGCUGGUGGCCGUUUGUAGCCCGCGACGAGAAUGAUGAGAUGGAGCUCACGGGUAAGGUGGAAGCUGAGCUUCAUCUCUUGACAGCUGAGGAGGCAGAGAAAAGUCCUGUUGGACUGGGACGAAAUGAGCCCGACCCACUGGAGAAACCAAAUCGUCCAGACACCACCUUCCUGUGGUUCCUGAGCCCGCUGAAAGCCAUCCGCUACCUGGUGUGUAACCGUUACAAGUGGCUGAUCAUCAAGAUCGUGUUGGUCCUGCUGCUGCUGAUCAUGCUGGGCCUCUUCCUCUACAGCAUGCCUGGCUACCUUGUCAAGAAGCUGCUGGGGGCCUAAGGGG